Messenger RNA from Gymnodraco acuticeps, 1015 nucleotides. RefSeq names its product FXYD domain containing ion transport regulator 5 (gene fxyd5). Gene Ontology annotation, cellular component: membrane. The record is from RefSeq and is a predicted model, not a curated record. Bases 181 to 867 code for a protein of 228 amino acids. Gene Ontology annotation, biological process: regulation of sodium ion transmembrane transporter activity. Gene Ontology annotation, molecular function: sodium channel regulator activity. The transcript is spliced from 9 exons. Lineage: Eukaryota; Metazoa; Chordata; Actinopteri; Perciformes; Bathydraconidae.
GACUAGGAGGCAGAGAACAAGAAGGAGGAGGCCAUGACAUGAGAGAGUGGGUGAGCGAGAGACUGAAACAGAGUUCAGACAAUUGGAUGAGGAAGUAGAGAUGGUGAGCACAUGGGUGUGGUUGGUUAGCAGUUAGCCCAUCAGCCUUUCAGGAGUGACAGACACAGGAAAGCAGCGUGGAUGAUGAGGCCAACGAUGAACCUCUGGACCCGGGGAGCUCCCAGGAUGGAUACUAAGAUUUAUUUUUCCUCAUUGACCUUCAUCCUCUUUGUCAUGUUAAAAGUGGCAAGAGCUCAGUCUCCCACAACGGCAGAUCAAAUGCAGUCUGUGAGCAACAAUAUGGCAAACGGAACAACAAUGCCCACUGCUCAUACUCCCACUGGAAGAGGAGUGCAGAGCAGAUUCACCAGAGAUGCUGACUCAUCCCAGGAAACUCCCGCCACUAAACGCGCCACAAGCCAGCAAACUAGCAAACCAGUCAACGCCACUACAAUACAAAUGAACAGUACACUAGGUAAGUAUGGUGCUGUUAGUGAUAUACAUAACUCACAUUAUUUUAAUGAAACCUCAUGUGACUUGUAUUUGUCUUUCCCUUUAGCUCCCAAUAAUGGCACAACUAAGCUACAAACCAAGCCAACAGUGACAUCUUCCCCAUCCACAACUGGGAAAGCCACCAAAGUUGUUGCCUGGGACCCGGAGCAGGAUAAAGAUUUCACCUAUGAUUACGAGUCCCUGCGCUAUGCUGGACUGACCAUCGCAGCAGUCCUUUUCAUUGUGGGCAUCAUGGUCAUUGGCUGUGGCAGGAUCUGUCGGCUGCCCAACUGUCACAAGAAGUCAUCUAAAUCUUACCAAGUGGUCCAAGGCUAAAGAGAGACACCUUGUGUACACAUAUUACAAGUGCUAAGAAACACUCAACCAAAACCUGUGUGUGUGUGUGAACGCGGACUGAGUGACGGUACGCUGCUUGGUAACAACAUUGAAAAACACCCAAUAAACAAAUAGAAAACGCCAUCCA